AUGGAGGCGCCCACCACAUCUACACAAUCCGCGGCUCGAUCCUCGUGGAUCAUCAUCGCCCUGGCAAGUGGCGCAUUCGCUGCCCUGAACGGACUCUUUGCGAAGCUAACAACCGACACUCAUACGACCGCAUUCGCCCACUCCAUCGCACACCGGUUCGGACUCGAAUCCUCAAGCUUCUUGGAGCUCCUAGUUCGCGGCUCCAAAGCACCCAAGCUCUCCGAAAAGUCCCAAUCUCAAUAUGUCAAGGAACCUCACACAUCAACUAACAAGAUAUCUACGAUCCCACAGCUCUGCCUCGGUCUCAACGUCCUCUGCAACAUCAUAAUGUGGGCGCUCUUCACUCGCGCGCUAACUGCCGGACCCUCAACGACCAAGGUCUCCAUCACAAACACAUCGGCCAACUUCUUGGUGACUGCGCUUUUGGGCAUGGUGAUCUUUCGAGAAUCGGUCGGGGGGCUGUGGUGGUUGGGGGCCGCGAUGAUGGGAGCUGGUUGUAUAUUGGUUGGGAUGCGUGAUGGAGCUUGA
Molecule: messenger RNA, 528 nt
Organism: Penicillium diatomitis
Lineage: Eukaryota; Fungi; Ascomycota; Eurotiomycetes; Eurotiales; Aspergillaceae
Exons: 3
Coding region: 1-528 (175 amino acids)
Source: RefSeq, a predicted model, not a curated record